Molecule: messenger RNA, 4455 nt
Organism: Hippocampus comes (tiger tail seahorse)
Lineage: Eukaryota; Metazoa; Chordata; Actinopteri; Syngnathiformes; Syngnathidae
Gene: ppp6r2a
Product: protein phosphatase 6, regulatory subunit 2a
Exons: 23
Coding region: 234-2939 (901 amino acids)
Cellular component (GO): nucleus; cytosol
Molecular function (GO): protein phosphatase binding; protein phosphatase regulator activity
Source: RefSeq, a predicted model, not a curated record
UCCACUGUUUUGUUUUGACCCCCGCGUGCAGGUUAUGGUGAGCCUCCCAGCGUCCCGUCUCCUCAAGAGGCCAGCAUUUUAAAAGGAGACCCAUGCUGAUAAAUGCCAGGCCUCGCCACGCUUUCUGUCGUCUGCACGAACACAAAUGCCUGCCUGCCCGCCCGCGGGGGAGGUCUGAUUAGAGAUAUCCACAUUUCAUUCACUGGGCUGUGUCACCCACCUCGGCAGCCACCAUGUUUUGGAAGUUCGACCUGCACACCACCUCCCACAUCGACCAGCUGCUGGACCGGGAGGACGUGACGCUGCGCGAGCUGAUGGAGGAGGACGACGUGCUGCAGGAGUGCAAGGCCCAGAACCGCCGCCUGCUGCUCUUCCUUUCCCAGGACCACUGCAUGCAGGAGCUGGUGGGCCUCAUCACCACCGAGCCGCCGGCAGACCUCGAAGAGAGGAGCCGCUUUAAGCUUCCCAACAUCGCCUGCGAGCUCCUGACCUCCGACGUGUCCAUCAUCAACGAUAAGCUGGGCGGAGAAGAAUCUCUCCUGGAGAUGCUGUACCACUUCCUGGAGCAGGACCCGCCCCUCAACCCGCUGCUCGCCAGCUUCUUCAGCAAAACCAUCGGCAAUCUCAUCGCCCGGAAAACCGAAGAGGUGAUCACCUUUCUCAAGAAAAAGGAAGGCUUCAUUGGUCUGGUGCUGAAACACAUCGACGCGUCCGCCAUGAUGGACUUGCUGCUUCGCCUCAUCAGCUGCGUGGAGCCUGCCCUCUUGAGGCAGGAGGUUCUCCAUUGGCUGAAUGAAGAGAAGCUCGUUCAAAGACUCAUCGAGCUCAUCCAUACCGGGAAAGAUGAGGAGAGACAAUCAAACGCGUCGCAAACGCUUUGUGACAUAAUUCGCCUUAGCCGAGACCAGGCCAAUCAGAUGCAGGAGAACACGGAGGCCGACCCACUAUUGGCUGUGCUCGAGUCACAAGAAACUGUAGCAGGACUCCUCAAGAACAUGUUUGAGGGGGAGAGGAACGAGGCUUCCAUCGUGAACGGAACUCAAGUGCUACUUACCUUACUAGAGACCAGGAGGUCUGGGUUGGAAGGGCUCAUGGAUCUGUAUUCUCAGGGUUAUGAAAGGUCUUACACUGUCAACAGCAGUAUUUUAAAUGCCAUUGAGCCCCAUUUGAAAGAUUUCCAGCAGCUUCUUCUGGAUCCCCCAAAGAAAGGUGCAAUACUGACCACCGUUGGCGUUCUAGAUCAGCCGCUGGGGAACGCCCGCCUUCACGUGGCCCGACUGGUGGCUGCCCUCCUGCAGACCACUUCCCCCAGUAUCUGUCAGGAGCUGUGCGACCUCGGCACCAUGGACCUACUACUGGAUCUGUUCUUCAAAUACUCGUGGAAUAACUUUUUGCACUUCCAAGUGGAGCUCUGCGUAGCGGCCAUCCUGAACCACCCUUCCUCGGAGGAGCGGGCCAACCCGCCGGGCCUCCAGAACCAAAACGGGCAGCAGCAGCAGGCGGCGGCACUGGCCGCCGAAACUCACGUGGAGGCGGUGGAGUCGGGCGGGACCAGUGACCCACAGACCUCCCUCCACAACACCCUUGUGGCACAUCUUUUCCAGAAGUGUCGAUUGGUACAAAAGAUCCUUGAUGCCUGGGAGGAGAACGAUAAAAUACAAGCUGAGGGUGGCACCAGGAGAGGUAACAUGGGCCACCUGACCAGAAUCUCCAACAUGGUGGUCCAGAACCUGGAGAAGGGGCCGGUCCAGGCCCAGAUCGCUGACCUCAUCAAAGUUUCUUACCAUGCAGAGCUGCCGGAGGACUGCAGAGGUCGCUGGGAGAGCUUUGUGGACGAGACGCUGCGAGAGACGAACAGAAGGAACACGGUAGAGCUGGUCAGCACGCACAACAUGCACUCGUCCAGCGAGGACGACGACAUGGAGAGCCCCUUCCCCAACGACCUGUCCCUCCAACAGGCUUUCUCUGACUAUCAGAUCCAGCAGAUGACCGCCAACUUUGUGGAUCAGUUCGGCUUCAACGACGAGGAGUUCAGCGAACACGACGACAAUAUCAACGCCACCUUUGACAGAAUUGCCGAAAUAAACUUCAAUUUAGAUUCGGACGAUAACAGUGCCAACGCAGCCGCUUUCGAGGCCUGCUGCAAAGAGCGGAUACAUCAGUUUGACGACGCCGAUGAGGAAGAGGACAUUUGGGAGGAAAAGGAGAUCAACUAUGCAACACAAGCGAAAUCCAGAACAAGGUUCGGUGUGUCCCAAACAUCAGAAGGAAGCUCCCGGAGCAGCUUGGAAAACGGCGGACAGGAGCAAGACUGCGGCUCGGAAUCCGACGAGGAGGAAGACUUUGAGCAGAACACGUCGGACGCGGGUCCAGGCUGGACGGCAAAUUUCAGGGACUCCGACAGGAUGGCGGCAUCCCAGACUCCAUCAGGGUGGGACGCGCUUCCCGCCGGCGGCGGCGGCAACGAGAACCAGGAAACGGGCUGGGCCAAUUUCACGGCGUUCCAGCCGUUCUCCAGCACAGAGACGGAGCCCCGGUGCAGCUCCCCCGUGGAUGUCGGCGGCAGCGACGCGGACAAACAAGCCAAACAAAACCACGAGAAGGGCGGAGCAGACGCCGUCGCCGCUCCCUGCGUGGGGCCUUCGGGGGACAUGACGCUGGCUCCUCCCACCGCCUCGGACGGCGGCUCGCCCGGAGGCUCCGACGGCGAGGAAGUCCCCUCCGCUAUCGUCUCGAAAGCAGCAGCAGCAGCAGGCAGCAAGACAGCCGACCUCACAAGCGAGGAGUGUCCCGUGUCCCUGGAGAAACUCUCUCUGUCAGAUCCUCCGGAAGCCUCAGAGCAGCAACCGCCUCCCGAGGAAUCGCCCGUAACCCCACAGACUGACAGGAAAGAGGAGACGCAAGCGCCCCAAGAAGUGGCCGUCAACGGGCCGGUGUGAGCGCAAGGCGGGGGGAGUGGCCAGGGGGAUCCCGACAGCCAGCUGUAAGCCUCCUCGCAGAGUGACUCCUUUCAAAAUAAACCUCAGUGCGACUCCACAGUGUUUUUACUGAAUCACUCUGCCAUGUUAUUGGACCCUGGACACUGCCAAUCGACACCAGUAACAAGGUGGCGGAAUAUGUACAAUAUAUAUAUGUAUACAUAUAUAUAUAUAUAUAUAUAUGUAUAUAUAUAUAUGUAUGUAUAUAUAUAUAUGUAUAUAUAUGAACAGAAAAAGGAGGACAAAAACAGAACAGCGUGUAGAUCUUCAAAGCCUUUUUUUUCUCCCUCUUGUUGCACAUGAAUACGUGCGGUUUUAAUGUAGCAGCAAUCUUUGAGGGGGGUAACAUCAUCAUCGUCAUGAUCGUGUUUUUUUUUUUUUUAUGUCCGAAACGAUUUCCCACUUUCUGGUUGAACCUGACAGUUUUGGCUUUUCCAUUGCUGCACCGUGUUGGGAUAGCGCAGGCUACUUUUUUUUUUUUUAAUGCGUCUCAAUAACAAUAACUUUCUUUCUUUUUUUCUGUUUUUUGUUUUUGACAAAGCACUUGUUCAGCCAUUUCCUGUCUGAUCUAGCACAGUAUCAGUGUUCCACCUUCGGCUCUUGCAGGCUUCUGUAUCUUUCCACUCGAUCGCAUUUUGGUUCCUCUCUCUUCCUGGAUUUGUUUCCCCCCCCCUCACCCAAAGGUUUUUAUUUUUUGCCGCGGGGGGGAGGGGUUGUUUUGGUUGCCGUUAAAAGAACCUUCUUCACCAGGUGUCUGAAUGUGUCACGUCGGAUGGGGGGGGGGGUCAGUGAACAGAGCUGUAAUAGUAUUACUGUCUUUUAGCUCAUGUGCAAUAACGUCAAUUAGUCCCUGUUUUUUUGUUUGUUUUUUGUUUUUUUUUAUUUAAAUUCAAAUUAUUUUAAGAGAUAAAAUCAAUCUAGGAGUCAUUUUGGUGUAGUUUUGCUUCAAUUGAAUUAUUUUUAAUUUUAUUUAGUGCAUGUGUCAGCGACCUCUAAUGAGCUCAGACCUUCUGAUUGUAUUGAUGUUAACCUCCUCCUCCCUCUUUUCUUUUUUUUUUUUUUUCUUUCAACCAAACGUGCUCUACCUAAUCUCACAAUUGCUAAUCUACAUUAACAGCUCAUUUUCCAAGCAAUCUUAAAUACGGUGGUCGUCUUGUUUCUCUCUCUCUCUCUCUCUCUCUCUUUCUCCACUAAGUCCGGGCCGGAUAUAAGUGGCAUCUGGAAGGAGUGACGCUGUUUUGUUUUCCUUUUUUGUUUCUUUUAAUUUUGUUUUUUUCUAAUGUUUAAUUUUAUUUGAUCUCCAAGCUGCAGGAUAGAGGAAAAAAAUAAAAAAAGAGGGCGGGUGCUGGGUUCAAGCAGAGCUCCGGGCCUCUUUGGUGUACUUAAAAAAAAAAAAAUCACUUGACAGCGAUCAGGUUUUAUGAUUCAUUGUUCAAACAAAUUAAAAGUGUCUGCUUGACCACGUUAAUACCAAAGC